AUGCGCCGACAGCCUCGCCCUCCCGUCUCCGGCGCGUCCUUUCCUUCAUCGAGCACACCGGGCCGCAGAGCUAUACUUUCAAGGCGCAGCCGCACUCGCAGUCGCACUCAACACCACGCCGUUGUAAAUCAUAGCCAAAUCCGCGCUCGCACUCGCAACAGCAAUUCCCGGCUGAUAGCGGCCCAGCAACGCCCGUCGGCUUCGUCUUCGGCCCUUUUCCAUUCUGCCUUGUCCUCUCUCAUCGAGUCGACUGCCAAGGAAAGCAGAGACAACAUCAUCAUGGCCACGAAAAGCUGCCCUGUGCCAUGGGCCCGGAUCAAACUCUGGAUCGAGGCCCAGGAGAAGGCAGAGCAGCAAGGCAACAACCCGAAUCCCCCAACAAAGCCACAACUGCAGGCGCUCUCCCAUCUUGUGAGCUUCGUGGAGGGACCUGAGCCGGAUGUCAGUGCCCACGACCACGUGAGCCUUCUCACUCAGCACAUUCAAUUUCAUCACAAGAGGGACGCUUCUUCGCAUCUCCCAACAUUUGAAGAUGUCGGGUUAGAAGUCCCCAUCAAUGGCAAUUUCCAUAUGCGGUGGAGGACAACAUGCUCUCUGCCCUCUGCUAGCCACAUGAUUUUCCCUUGCGAGGGCCAUGGCGUAUCUCAAGGCCAACAGCCACCGUUGUUCGCAACAAAGAAGGCAUCUAAACAAUAUGCUGCCAUGCACGCAUUGGCAUACCUUCGGGCUAUGAGACCACCGCUGCCAACUAUAGUAGCAUCUACAGCAGCACCAGCCCCGGCACCAAGUUCUAAUCGAGUCUCUGGUGGCGUUUCCCUCAAAGCGGCCACUCCUCCCGUGUCGAAAAGCCCAAAGGCAAGUGACAGCUCACUGGCCAUGCCUCCAGGAGACGCUGGCGGUGCGCCUCUAGUACAACCACCACCACCACCACCACCAAGUGCCGAGACAGCGGCCCAGGAGAAGCCUACAGAUGAUCUUCAAGGCGUAUCAGCUAUCGUAGACGGGGAGUUCUACACUGGCGAAGUGCCUUCCCUACUAAAGCAAGUUGCCGAGGACGCAAAACGCCUUAAUUUUGGAGUUCCCAAAUAUGAUAUUGAAGAAGACCCAAACAAGCCAGGGAGUUUUAACGGAAAACCUGUCUUUGUAAAUGGUGGUCGAAUGCCUGAUGAUAUAGGUCAUGUCGAGGGAGCCAUGUCAAAGAGCGUGGCCAGGCAGCAAAUUGCCGAAAAAUUGAACGACUAUUUCACGGCGGAGCUGAAGCGCAGGGACGGCAUCUUCAGGUCCUUUACUGCCACGCCUGUGGAGAAUUCGUCGUCGUAG
Trichoderma aggressivum f. europaeum is the source of this 1320-nucleotide messenger RNA. RefSeq lists its product as uncharacterized. NCBI's taxonomy places the organism in Eukaryota, Fungi, Ascomycota, Sordariomycetes, Hypocreales, Hypocreaceae. The transcript is spliced from 3 exons. The coding region runs from base 1 to 1320 and encodes 439 amino acids. The record is from RefSeq and is a predicted model, not a curated record.